AUGCCGGACAGCUCGACGGCCCUCAUUGAUUUCCUCUUAGACGUGGGUCCGAAGCGUCUGCAUGAAGUGGACCAGGUGCUCCUUGCAAGCUCGAGUUCAACGACGUCAUACCUGGCCACGCAGCUUGACCGCGAGACAUUGCUACUGGACAAUCUCUCGAGGGGUUUGAAGUCACGCCGGAACGAAUGCAGCGGCUUGUUGAGGCUACCUCCGGAGAUACUGGGCGAAAUAUUGACAUUGGCUAGCCGCGCCGACCCUCCUCACGCCCGCGCAUUGGACAGCCACGGGCCUCGAGGUGCUGAUUCAAGGAAGGGGGAAGCAGGGCAUUUAGGCUGGGUCACCCUUGGGCACAUCUGUCGGCACCUGAGAGAACACCUCUUAUCUCUCCGGGCGCUUUGGGCAGCAAUUGCCUUCACACUCCCGAACCAAAGGGCGGAGAAGGAGAUUCUCCGGCGCGCCAAAGACGUACCUUUGGUCAUCAGCCUUAACGAUGGCUAUCACACCCCUUUGCAUCACAAAGAUACGGCACAAAAACGCUUCAAGGACGCACGAGUCAUCACCAUAGGCGACGCCGUCCCACAGCUAUCAUCCUAUUUCUGGCACUUUUCACCCAAGGACCUGAAAGACAUGUCUUUCCCGCUUCUAGAAGAGCUCACACUGAAGAUGUUCGAACGCGUGGGCCCGUCGCAGACACACAUGAAACCAGAUAUCUAUACCCUUCCUCCGAUAGACGCACCCCGACUACGUCGAUUGGCCCUUCAGGAUUAUUUUAUACCCUUCAAUCCUACAAACUUGACAUCUCUCGAGCUCGUCUAUCUCUUUCAUCCUUCGGAUGACGAGCUCCCGCCACCCGCGCAAUUCUGGGAAAUGCUCAGCGGUUGUCUGAACCUUCGCCGGCUAUCUCUCGAAUCAUGCUUGCCGGAUAUCACGUUAACCACGAACGAGCCAUCUGCCGCAAUACACUUGAUGCAUCUCCGAGAAGUCAGGAUCGCCGACACGAUUGACCGUGCGAGAGCUCUCUGGAGUCACAUCCGCAUACCGACAUCGACCAACAUCGAGCUUCGACUAAGCGCUACAUGGGGGCGCGCUACCGACUCCCCAGGCCCGGAAGAUCUUACGAGCCACGAGACAAGCUUCUUCAGGUUCAUCACUGCCCUCGCGCCUCACGUCCGUGCCGCUGCCACGACACGUCCAAUAUACGGUCUCGGUGCCUAUGACGACGUUCAGGAUGGAGACGGCGCACACUUUGUGCUUGCGACGCGUGUCCCCGGCGCAUUCUUCCAGGACCAGACCGGUCCCUUUGCGCACGACACGGAGUUCAUGCUCGCCAUGAGCCUUACUUCGCCGAUCUCGACCUACGUUCACGUAGAUAUCUUCAACAUGCUACGCCGCGUCAUCACCGACUACUCCCUCGACGCGAUCGAUGUAUUCGAGUUCGUGAACUCACAUUCAUAUGAGGAGUCGCGCGUGAUAGAAACGUUGCAAUCUCUAUCAACCGUUCGCACCCUAGUUCUGGACUCCUUCCCAGAUCUCGCGCAGGUACUCGGCGUUUGGAACGUCGUCUUCUCCCCGAGUACACCCGAUCAUACACGCCCGUUGCUCUUUCCAAACCUUCACACGCUCUGGUUGCUCGAGGUCAGUUACACUACGGAUGACGAAGAAGAGGAAGCCUUGAUUCGGCGAGAGUUCGGCGACGAGCUUGAACAUUCAGCCUUGUCACCGUGGGCGCAACUGGCAGAAGGGCUCGCCUUGCGUAGCACGCGUGGUGCACGUCUGCAGCGCCUGGUCGUGCCCGUGUGGCAUACGAAUGAGAAGUCCGAGGACGCGAGCGAGAGAAUGAUCGUGCGCUUGGAAGAAUACGUCGAGAGCGUCAAGGUUACCUUCAAGAUACGGAAAGGGGCUUCCCCCGGCGGUGGUCCCUACUUGCACAACCCUGGCGCUAUACUCAACGGGUUGAACCUCCCGGGUCCGCAUCCUUUCCCAAUGCAGGGUCUCCUCGACUUUUGA
Molecule: messenger RNA, 2007 nt
Organism: Peniophora sp. CBMAI 1063
Lineage: Eukaryota; Fungi; Basidiomycota; Agaricomycetes; Russulales; Peniophoraceae
Source: the annotation of a GenBank genome assembly